Messenger RNA from Trematosphaeria pertusa, 402 nucleotides. RefSeq lists its product as uncharacterized. NCBI's taxonomy places the organism in Eukaryota, Fungi, Ascomycota, Dothideomycetes, Pleosporales, Trematosphaeriaceae. The record is from RefSeq and is a predicted model, not a curated record. The transcript is spliced from 2 exons. The coding region runs from base 1 to 402 and encodes 133 amino acids.
AUGUUUGCAACUCUUGAAAAAUUGUCUAUGUUCAGCAGCCGGCGUAAACUUCCGGCACAUAUCGCUACCCUGCUCUUCAUUCUCGGCGCGAUGGGCGUAACAGUCGCCCGCAUAUUCAUAAAAUCUGGACCCACGACACGCAACGAUACAAUGGCCUUGGCUAUGGGCGCCAAAUCCAUAAUUAUCCUCGCGUAUCAGCUCCUGACUGAGCACACCUCACGUUUCCACAAAUGGGCCUCGCCGAAGGCGAAUACGAUUCUGAAUGGACUGGAGAUUUUGUUCUGGUCGGCGGUGUGUUUCCUGGGAAUGCAAAGCAUGAUGCGGAAGGGCGCUUGCUCGGGCAAUAGCACUGCAUGCGCGAUGGGCUGGGUUGUUGUUGGAUUGGCUGUUAUGGUGACGUAA